ACCGUCCUGGGAAAUUGUUGUAAACAAAAGCUUGUAAAUAAGCGAAGAGAGACGAAGAAGAAGAAGAAAGAGAGAGAACUAAAAUCUCGGAAAAAGUAGAGAGAAAGAGACAAGAUAGCAUUCUGAUUCAUGUGAUUUUGCCUUUCCUUCGAUUUUGCUCUCGUGCUUCUCUGCGCCUGUCGUUUUCUGGAUUGGUUUGUGAUCGUUCUUGUAUUUUUGGGUUUCUGAGUGUUGAUUGGUUAUAAAGCCUCGAACUUUCCCGGAAACUGGAUCUGGGUUUGCUCGUUUCUACACUCGCCUUGGAAAAAAAUGAUGAAUCUUUACGCGAAAGACAGGAUGAUUCUCUCUGUUCUCUUAUUCGUCGUCGUUUUGAUUUGCAACGCUUCUACUUCGUCUUCAGCAUCUGAAGCAAUCACAAUAAAGCCAAGACAUUUAUCUUUACUAAAGAGUGCUUUACAACGGCCAAGUGGAGAACAGUCUGAGCUAUGGAGGCCAAUGACUGAUCAAGGAUGGAGUCCAUGUCUUGAUUUAGGAAACUCCCCUUCAUUACCGGAUAAAACCGAGGGCUACAUUCAGGUGUUUCUCGAUGGAGGACUUAACCAGCAACGAAUGGGGAUAUGCGAUGCAGUUGCUGUUGCCAAGAUCUUAAACGCAACUCUCGUGAUCCCUUAUCUUGAAGUGAAUCCUGUUUGGCAAGACUCAAGCUCUUUUGUUGAUAUCUUCGAUGUGGAUCAUUUCAUCAAUACCUUAAAGGAUGACAUAAGAAUAGUUAGAGAACUACCUGAGGAACUCUCUUGGAGCACAAGAGAGUAUUACGGCACCGCUAUCCGUGAAACCCGAGUCAAAACCGCUCCUGUUCAUGCCUCUGCGAAAUGGUAUAGAGAGAAUGUCUCACCGGUUCUUCAAAGUUUUGGGAUAGCUGCUAUUUCUCCGUUCUCUCAUCGUCUAUCGUUCGACCACUUACCUGCUGAGAUUCAACGUCUAAGAUGCAAAGUUAACUUCCAAGCGUUACGCUUUGUCCCUCACAUUACAUCGCUUGGCGACGCUCUUGUGAGCCGUCUUAGAAACCCGUUGUGGAGAAGCAGCAAGGAUAGAAAGAAUGUGGAUCAUUUAGGGGACAUGACAAACUCUCACAGAAGACAGGAGCCUGGGAAGUUCGCUGUUCUUCAUCUUCGCUUCGACAAGGACAUGGCUGCACAUUCAGCGUGUGAUUUUGGUGGAGGCAAAGCGGAGAAACUUGCAUUGGCCAAAUAUAGGCAAAUGAUAUGGCAAGGAAGAGUGUUGAACUCUCAGUUCACAGACGAAGAGCUGAGAAGUCAAGGACGGUGUCCGUUAACACCAGAAGAGAUGGGACUUCUUCUAGCUGCUUUCGGUUUCGACAACAAUACUCGUCUCUAUCUCGCGUCCCACAAGGUGUAUGGAGGAGAAGCUAGAAUCUCAGCACUGAGACAAGUGUUCCCAAGAAUGGAAGACAAAAGAAGUCUUGCUUCUUCUGCAGAACGAGCUCGUAUCAAAGGCAAAGCUUCUUUACUAGCUGCACUCGAUUACUACGUAAGCAUGCACAGCGACAUUUUCAUCUCUGCGUCGCCUGGAAACAUGCACAACGCUCUUGUGGGUCAUCGAACGUUCGAGAAUCUCAAGACGAUUAGACCAAACAUGGCUUUGAUAGGACAGCUUUUCCUGAACAAAAGCAUCACGUGGGUCGAUUUCCAACAGGCGCUUGGUGAAGGGCACGUGAACAGACAAGGACAGAUCCGGUUAAGGAAGCCGAAACAGUCGAUUUAUACUUAUCCGGCUCCUGAUUGUAUGUGCCAUGUCUGAUUAGACCCAAGUCCUUUAGAUUGUUUUCUGAUAAUAAAAAGCUCGGUUCUUGAUGAGAGGCUGGUUUGGUUCUGUUUGAGGCUUAAUAAAAAUAGUUAUAUUAUGAUUAGAAA
Brassica oleracea var. oleracea is the source of this 1934-nucleotide messenger RNA. RefSeq lists its product as uncharacterized. The transcript has 8 exons. NCBI's taxonomy places the organism in Eukaryota, Viridiplantae, Streptophyta, Magnoliopsida, Brassicales, Brassicaceae. The record is from RefSeq and is a predicted model, not a curated record. The coding region runs from base 310 to 1821 and encodes 503 amino acids.